GGAGGGUCCAGGGCACCACCUGCCAGCGGGCGGGGGACUCAUCUGCCACCUGCCAGGGGCUGAGGGUUGCUCGGGGCGCACCACAAGGGCCAGCUGCGCUCACCCAGCCUACCUGUGGCCCGGCUCUGCUCUGAGAGACGGAGGCCCAGGAGCCAUGGGUGACUGGGGCUUCCUGGAGAAGCUGCUGGAUCAGGUCCAGGAGCACUCGACUGUGGUGGGCAAGAUCUGGCUGACGGUGCUCUUCAUCUUCCGCAUCCUCAUCCUGGGCCUGGCUGGCGAGUCAGUGUGGGGUGACGAGCAGUCAGAUUUCGAGUGUAACACGGCCCAGCCGGGCUGUACCAACGUCUGCUACGACCAGGCCUUCCCCAUCUCCCACAUCCGCUACUGGGUGCUGCAGUUCCUGUUCGUCAGCACGCCCACCCUGGUCUACCUGGGCCAUGUCAUUUACCUGUCUCGGCGCGAGGAGCGGCUGCGGCAGAAGGAGGGGGAGCUGCGGGCACUGCCGGCCAAGGACCCACGCGUGGAGAGGGCGCUGGCAGCCGUAGAACGUCAGAUGGCCAAGAUCUCAGUGGCAGAGGAUGGUCGCCUGAGGAUCCGUGGGGCACUGAUGGGCACCUAUGUGGCCAGCGUGCUCUGCAAGAGCGUGCUAGAGGCAGGUUUCCUGUAUGGCCAGUGGCGUCUCUACGGCUGGACCAUGGAGCCUUUGUUUGUGUGCAAGCGCCCCCCGUGCCCCUACCUGGUAGACUGCUUCGUCUCACGCCCCACGGAGAAGACCAUCUUCAUCAUCUUCAUGCUGGUGGUCGGACUCAUCUCCCUGGUGCUCAACCUGCUGGAGCUGGUGCACCUGCUGUGCCGUCGCCUCAGCCGAGGGAUGAGGGCCCAGCAGGGCCAGGACACACCCCCAGCCCAGAGCACCUCCUCCCAGCCUUAUGCCGACCAGGUCUUCUUCUACCUCCCCAUGGGCGAGGGGCCCUCGUCCCCGCCAUGCCCCACCUACAAUGGGCUCUCAUCCAGUGAGCAGAACUGGGCCAACCUAACUACAGAGGAGAGGCUGGCUGCUUCCAGGCCCCCCUUCUUCCUGGACCCACCCCCAGAGAGUGGCCGAAAAUCCCCCAGUCGCCCCAGCAGCUCUGCUUCCAAGAAGCAGUAUGUGUAGGAGGCUGGGGCUUAUGUCACCCAACAGAGGGGCCCUAGGGAGUAUGUCUGCCCAGGACGUCCCCUCCUUGAAGACUCUGCGGAGAUGAUGGGGGCUGGGGGAAGCAGGUGCUUCUCGGCCAGAGGGCUGUUUUUGAACACCGGGGGCCUUCCUGGUGACCAGAGAGCACCAUGGUCUUCCCUCCAGAACGUGGAUUUGCCCAGGCACAGCCAGCCAGCUUGGGGUGCUUCUGUCCAAGGGUGUUGUGGGCCACCAGGCCUUUCCAUCUGAUUCAGAGGGACCCAAAGCCAGUUUACCCCCACUCUCACCAUCAUCGAAGAAUCACCUGUGCUCAGGUUGUCCUCACAGGAAAAGACUGCUCAAGGCUGCUGGGUCAGCCUGGAUGUCUCGCUCACUCACACACACACACACACACACACACACACACAGCCUGUGCUGGGUCUAGCCCUGUCAAGGGGACUGUGUCUUGGUCUCAUCACUCCUUCCCAGUUCUGCUGUUUAUGCUUCUAAAAUAAACAGGACUUGAUCACAA
Messenger RNA from Manis pentadactyla (Chinese pangolin), 1688 nucleotides. RefSeq names its product gap junction protein alpha 4 (gene GJA4). Gene Ontology annotation, cellular component: connexin complex. The transcript has 2 exons. Gene Ontology annotation, biological process: cell communication. The record is from RefSeq and is a predicted model, not a curated record. Lineage: Eukaryota; Metazoa; Chordata; Mammalia; Pholidota; Manidae. The coding region runs from base 155 to 1156 and encodes 333 amino acids.